Messenger RNA from Temnothorax curvispinosus, 7372 nucleotides. RefSeq lists its product as uncharacterized. NCBI's taxonomy places the organism in Eukaryota, Metazoa, Arthropoda, Insecta, Hymenoptera, Formicidae. Bases 848 to 2725 code for a protein of 625 amino acids. The record is from RefSeq and is a predicted model, not a curated record. The transcript has 10 exons.
UAUAAAACCGUGACCGGGGUCACGGCGCGAUACCAACAGGUGAUGCCGAAGAAGGAGGAGGACACUCCCUCGAGCGGCAUCUCGUCGAGCGUUUCCCACGGGUCCCGCCGCCGACGACAACGGUGAUUUAAUAUCGCUCUCACGAGCCUAUCGCUCGCCCUGUACCCUACGGAUUGCCCGACUACCGCCAGGAUCCAUCUAGCCGGACUUCGCUGCCAGGAUAAACACGCGGGGGUAGCAUCCAUUUAGUUCGGGCGGGAUGCGGGAGGAAAGUCGGGCGAGAAACGUCGACGAGAUACGCGGCGAAAGUUUCGAUCGGUCGAUGAUUUAGUGGGCAGGCUGUUGGUAUAGUGCUUCCCCGACUACGAUUCUUCCGACGCAGCUUCCUUCCCGCGCGCGCCUGUUCUAUCCGCGAGAGCACCGACGUAUACUCGGGUCGGGAUGUAGUUACGCGGUUGACACGAGCGCGGGAUCGACGUGCGGGACGUGCGAUGAUCGAGUGUUCCCUUCCACGCGCUGGAUUCUGACAAGCGAUUCGUAUUGUACGUCCCGGUUUCCCGCACGGAGGAGUGACUUAAUAGCGCCGCGUGAAACUUUAGUGCGAAACAUUAGAGCGAGACGUGUAGGUGGCACGUUAAUUUCAAUGGAGCUUUGAUUCGCGUAUCUGACUCACCGGCGAGGAGAAAAGUCAAAGGUGGACGAUCAUAAUUAUCUUGAUUCCCCGAGCGCGAAACGCGAAAUACGAGAGGGACGAAAUGCUGUGACAACGGGGAAAAAGAACGAAAGAGGAAAGAUAGAAUCUGGGAUCGUAUGUUUCUGAGGCCUAAGGAUCUGGAAAACGUGAGGGAUGCCACAAGGAAGCAUUCAAUGGCAGGGGACGCAGAGAAGAGCCUGCGGGCCUGGGGCUAAUUGGAACGUGCAGGUGGUGAGAGGCAAGGUGACAACGCGGUGCUUGUGGCACGCCUGCAAAGCUCUCGGAAUUGGGCUGCUGCUAAUGCUUUUAGGAGCUUGCAUGGCGACCAUAGGAUAUUACGCGGACCAGCUGUCGGUGGCGCAAGAGAUCAGAGGUAAUAUCACGGUAAAGGUGAAGAACGAGUCGCGCGGAUUUCACCUGAAUAAUCUGAGCUACGCCGGCCCUGUCGUUAUGGGUCUGGGAGGCUUCAUUGUGGUAGCUGCCUGCGUGAUGACUUUCGAAGCGCGUGACAGCGCGGCCAAGGUGGUGCCAGCUCGCUAUCGCUUCAACCAGGCAUCAACGCUGAGGAGUUCGAAAAGUCAGCGCAACAGAAGAUCGACAUCGAGCCAGACAACAAAAUGGGACCAUCAGCUGGGCCUGUUUAGGGUGAACCGCAGCCCGAGUCCCAGUACGCACGAAGUCUCGAGGAAACAGCUGACGGCGGAGUUUAUGCAGUUCUCAAAGGAUCUGCGAGAAAAAGGCGUAGCGCACUCCAUAAAGAAAAGCCCGAGCGCACCAACGUUAGUCGACAAAAAGUCGCCGCGCCGAAGAUCGCCUAAAUACGCGGGUUGCUCGCUACUUAAUCCAGAAUUGCUGCAGAGACACGCUCUUUCAGUCGACAAUCCGAGCUACAGCCCGCAUCAGAUCAGCAGAGAAAGCCUGGAGCAUCAAAAGAUGAGUGGUAGUCAAGCUUCAAUGGCGAUGGAUUUACAUAUACCGAACAAAGGUCCCAUUACGCUCAAAGUGAAGGACCGAUCCGACACAGCGAGACGACAUCAGCUGCUUCGUCAAACAAAAGUGGAAGACGUUGAGGAAGUCGAUGAAGCUACGCGACCACCGCCGACUCUCGUGCACUCGCCUAAAUUGCCAGGUGCUUAUUGUAGAUAUCCAGACGACUUCGUGCCAAGAAAAAGAAAUUCAAUAGAUCUGAGACUGUUGGAAGAGUUGACGGUGGUAUCGAAAGAAUUCAGUAAGGCCUCGCCACGGGACUUCCGCAAAGUCUCCUCGCCAAACUUCCGUAAAAUGUCCUUCGACAGAAUCGGCGGCGAUCGUCGCUUCGACAGAACGAUGGGACAUCGAAAAGCUAGCCUCGAGUUCCGAAGAAGUCCGGAUUUCCGAAGGGGAGACUACAGGAAGCUAUCAAUAGAUAGAUUCAGCGUCGAUUGUACCCGGUGCAUGUUUGACGACGCAGAGAUAAAGUUCCGAGCGAACAGCGGGGAGAAUCUGCGAAGGCAACCGCGUCAUCCUAAGCUACAUCAUUCUAGAUCGGACGACAACAGACGGCGAUCCUUCGACAGGCACCCGAAGGAUCCUCAGUCGAGUCGGCACUCCCUGAAUACUCAGGUCGUUAUGGAGGGCUGCGGAUCUGAUUGCGAGCCAAAAUACUUUACGACGGUGUCCCUCGACGCCGAGGAGAGCCGCGGCGACAAUUCUGACGAGAGUCACGUACUGGAUAUCGAGGAGGCGAAUCCUAGCGCUUUGUCAUCCGAGGGGCCUACGGAGGACGAUAUGCUGCUCGAGGAACCGGAAUUGGAGAACGUCACGGAGAUUGACGUGGAAAGCUCGGGGGAUGAUCUCGAUGACGAUGGGAAAUGCGAGUCGUACAGAUCGAGCGAGAGGACCGAUACGACGGUGCAAGGACAAAAUCCCAUAAUUAUCGCCGACGACAUGGACUCGCGGACGAUAGCUGAGGAAGCGGCGCACAAUUCGGGGCAGAUCGAGCACAAUGAGAAAUAUGAAACGACUUUGUACAUAGAAGAUGACGAGGUAUGAAGAGCGAAAGAGAUUUUUGAGGAUUAACAAUGUAUUCAGGCCAUCCUGGGGAAAAUAACGACGACGUUUGCGAAGUAAGAGAAUCGUGUUCAACAUUGCUGGCAAUGUCCCUUCGCAAAUGUGAGAAGAUCACGCAAGGAUUCGACGAUGCGACUGUCGAUCGAUCGCGAUUGUCACGUCGGGUGCGACUUUACGUCGUGAAACAUGCUCAACGAAAAAAAAAAACAAGAUCACGUACGAAUUGCGUUUUGUAACGAGACAAUCAUUUUUUUAUCGGCAAACACUCGCUUUGCCUUUCGCGCAAAGGUAACGAGGAAUUGUAACGUUUGCCAUAUUGAUGACAAAUAAUUGUUACCAACAAAUUUUGACGUAGCGCAAUAGACGAUAAUAGACCUAACGUAAGGUAUAAGAUUCGUUGAAAUGCAAAACGUGAUUAACCAUACUAAAGAGAGUUUUGUACUUGUAACGGGAAAUACAACGUUCACCUGUAAAUACGUUUCAGAUUAACUCGUUCGAGCGUUUGUUGUGUCAAAUCUCUGACGAUAAAGUCAGAGGGAUAUAUGUAGCGCGAUUCAAAAUGAAUCUUGUACGGUAUAUAGAAAACGGUGUUAUUAGAAUACGAAGUGUCUCAGACGACGCGCUUGUUCUCAGCUCUUAAUAUUGCAAUAAAAGAAUAAUGUACAUAUUUAUUUGACGAAACAAAAAUUAUUUUUCAUUUCAAUGAUAAUUUAAAUUUGUUGCUUUAACGAAAUGUACAAAUAAGAAAUGCGUAAAUAAGAAAACGUUAUCUUUUAUACGAAAUUUCAAGUAUACUUCAUUUUAUUAUUAAUAUAUGGAAUUUUUAUUUAUUGCACCAAGGUAUUCACGCAGCUAGUUAUAAAGUACGCAGUCAAAUAUGCGGUAAGCGGUAAGCCCUAUAUAUAAUAUGUACCGUUCAUAAAUAUUUGCGAAAAUUGGCGACGAAGGAGGAUCUAUGAGAAAUAUGUUAGCCGUAAUUAUAUUUAUAUAACAUACAUACGUUACUCUUUACAGGAUUCAUGCAUUUAUAUGGCACAAUUUUCUCGUAUACGAAAGCAGAACGCUAUAAUCUCUUCGACGUGAAUACAUUUAAGAACCGAUACAAAAGAGAUAUUUUAAAAAAGGAUACGAGCCAAUAAAUUACGCUAGAUAACAGAAUGUAUAAUUGCAUUAUGUGAUUCCACCUUUAGACUUGUUAUUUAUUCUACAUUUUUAGUUUCUCGAGUACAUUUAUUUUUUAUAUUUCCGUUAUAUGUGCAUUAUUCAUUAUUCAUAUGCUUUGAAAACAUUGAUUCGUAUCCUUUUUAAAGAUUUGAUCGAUUUUGAUGUAGUUUCCUAGUAAUAAGAAAGAUUCCAUGACUUUCACAUGAGAUCCAUAAAAAAUUUGAGGAAAAUUUUGAUAUUAAUUCAUCAGUUACAGUGAAUUUAAUUGUUAAAUUGUCCAACAUUAUCUACAUUUUCCAGAAUUAUCACAUAUGAUUAAUUCUUCGAUUAAAAAAUUCCUUUGUAUUUUAAUAAAGCAAAGUAAGGAUUAAUUAACUUUAAAAAACACGUAAGAUAUUUUCGAUUGUCUUUAAUUCGAAUAUUUUUAAUAGCGGUCCUUGCGUAUUUAUUGCAUAGUAUCUUUUUUUUAAAUAUGUCUUUUUGUUGUAUAUAUUGAACGAACAAUUUUAACGCAAGUAGGUACAGCUGGAUUGCUGUGCUUGCGUUCGUACGCGCCACGCGGCAUUAAACGUGAUAUAUUCGCUUCUACAUACCUUAUAUGCCUCUUCAUCAUUCGUUACGUUCAUCAUUCUUCUUUCCAAUAUUUGUCUGAAACAAAGAUAUUAGACAAAAUUAUUUUUCUAAACAACGUUUUACUUAUCUGUUUACUUAAUUCGUUCUCACUCUGACAUAAUUUUCGCUAAAAAAUUCGCUUAAAGAUUAAAAAUGGUAACGAAUGGAUUAAUAUGAAUCUUAUCUGGUGUUAGUGCCAUCGAAAGUAUCUUUAAGACUCUUCUUCAAACCAACCACGAAACAUAUAUAUGGGAACUGAAUAUUUAUAUAGAUCUCAGAUCUUUUCCGAUCUGUUGUUAACGCAUUUGCCGUUCGUGCACGCGAAACUGCGGCCUAUUCCGUACUUCUCCGUUAAACAUUUAAGCGAUGACAAAUCAUAGAAGAAUUCGAAAUCAUAGAAACACGUCGAACACACGAAUCUCUCGAUACACUCGUGCGGAUUGCCCGCAAUGAAAAGAAAAAUCAUCACAUUUCUAAGGAAAGAUCUCAUUCAAUAGUGUGCAGUCUAAUAGCGUCAGAGUAACAGAGUUGUAACCAAGUAACGGCCCACAAUCGCGCGUGUAAUAUAUUUUUAUAUCCCGCAACAAGUUCGCACAACAUUAAUUAUACAUGUAUAUUAACGAUUAAUCUCCCUAUCGAGAAAAGCGAGAUUGUUUUUAUUUUGGAAAACGUCUAGUGGUCGAUUGUCGACAAACUUUUCCACCUUCCACCUUUCAGCUCACUCUCUCAUUCUCAUUCAAUAAAAUAUCUUCGUGUCAUAUCAAAUAAUUACGCAACCGCGAUUUCGACAAAUUCGUGUUAAAAUUUUCACUUUUUCACCCCCCCUAAUUCGCGUCGCAAAUAGAUUUGCGAAAAAUGUACUGCAUUUUGAGAAACAUAUGUUGUAUUUUAUAGUAAUAGUUAUCUAAUUCGUUUCAAAAUCGACAGAAUAAUCGAGAUUUUAGUCCUGAUCGAUUUACCUUUGUCGAGAAAACAAAACAUACUGCCCAAUUUUUAUUUUGUCAAAUUUCUCUGAGAAUUAAUAUUUCUAAGGAAUUAUUUAGAAAAAAUUCUAUUAUUUGUUGCGGAUGUGAUAAAUUUCCGAAGCAAAAGUUUGCAGAAUAAAAAUCCACAAAUUACGCGAACAGAGAAAUCGCAAUUUAAUCCCAAAUUUUUCGGGACUUUACAAAAAAUUUCAUAAAUAACUAAUUACAAUAAUAACGUAAUAAAAGCGUACGCGAUGCUAAAGUGAUCGAGAUUGUUUAUUCAGAUAAAAUCAUUAAACAAUAGAAAAACUAUAGGAUAACAUUGAAACGAUGUUCUGAUCAGCGUAAAUAAAUAAAGAAUCGAUGAGAACGCAAAAAAGUCCUAAAAAUAAAAAUUAGAAAAAUUGCUCUCGCGAGCGCUUUCGAUUGUAAGUAAUUCACGUCAGAGAAUUGAAAAAUUAAUAGUGGAAUUAUUUGUUGCAAUGUUUUAAUAUUUAAAACUGAGUCUUGAUGGUUAAAUUCUAAAUCAAAAUUUUGAAGAAAUAAAAUUCAUUUAAGUUUAAAUAAACGAUAAACUUCAUUCAUGAAAAGACGUCACUUUCGAGGGUAUAUAAUUUGAAAAUGGUGCCUCCAUAUCUCAAAUCAUAAAAGUGUACCUUCAAAUUGGUCAAGAAAUAUCCAUUAUUGUGAAAUUGAUGUCGGAGAUUCUAGGAAACGCUAUACAUAUUAAAGAUCGCUUAGAUAUGAUUAAUAGUUGAGUGUUACUGAUUAAAAUACGAUCGAUCUUUGUACAGAAUCUCAUUCAUUUGUUUUCAAACGUAGAAAGCAGUACCGAAAAAGGUAGUAUAAUAAAAAAAAAUGCAAUCACAUGCAAUAUAUUGUUGAUAUGUAAAUUAACGAUUUGAUAUCGAUAGGUAUCAUAAUAAUAGCGCGCCUCUUAAAGUCGUCUGGUAUUUUUCUACCAGGAAAUGUGUAAGUUUAGUGUAUCGGGUGAUGUAUGAAACCGAGGUGCGUCGAUUGUCUUUCAUAAUUUUCUAACCCCUCGUUGAAACGGCUUACAUGUUUGCAAAACCGCGAUUUUAAUACAUAGUAAAAUUAAGUUAUAUCUAUAGUUAACACUCUGUAGCGGAUACGAAUGUAUGUAAUGAGCAUGUACAUAACUCAUAUUUAACGGAGUAAACAUAAUCGAACUGUGAUCGAGGUAUAACUUAAUGAGAGACACUACUGGAUAACGUUUCUUGCAAAUGUGCGAUGCUGCUUCGAUCCGAUAAAAUAUCUCAAAUCGAAGAAACGAACAAGCGCAAGCGAUUGAAAUAAGAAUCAUCAAAAUUAUUAAACGCGCGAGAGAUAUUCUUAAAGCAGAUAAUGCAUAUCUUUUAUUCGCGCACCGCAAUGGAUAAAAGUUAAAGUAAAGAAUAACUUCGUUGAUAAGUCUCAUAACCUGAGACACGUACGGUAAUGUAUUAACUGCAUUAUAUAUAAAUCUAUAUACGUAAUUUAAGAGAAAAGAUGAUUAUUUACGAUAUUUUGAUAAAGAUUUUCGUAUAAGAGCGAAAAAUCCGUUCAUUUCAGCUCUCACGUUAAUAACUUUUAAAUUAUUUAAUUCGUAUUAAAUCGAUAUGCGCCUUGAUGAAAAACCUAGACUGUUCGAACAAUUUCUCGCGACAAUCAAACGCUAAAAAUACUUUAAUUCUUACGAGAAUUUCAACGAUAUCGUUCGCGACACAGCGAGAUAUCUUUCUACAGUUCAGAAUUUUCACCGGUUCUAGUUUUGGUACAAUUAAUGCGCUAAGACGCGGAUAAGCAUCGGUGUAAAAUUUUUAAGUCAAUGUAACCCUUGCAUGCUAAUUGUUGUAACAUAUCAAUAAAAAAGGCAAUCCAAAAUUAA